AAGAAAAAGUUUUUUAUCGUAGUGUUGGCAACUCUUUAUUUGAUCUCUUGAAGCUCUCCAUUUGUUUAUUUUUUGAUCUUUCUUUUUAGCCAUCUUGACAUUUCUCACGAACAGCUGAUUAGAGUAUAUGGAAAUAGCAAAGUGCAUUGCAUAUCAAGAAUUUUUGGCUAAAUAUCUAAAUUAAAUUAAAUUUUAUAUUAAAUUCAAAUAAUAAAACUAAAAAGUGUGCAAAAAAUUAAACCAUUUUAAUAAAAUGAUUGAAUUGGAUCCUGAUAUUGUAGUAGAAUUCGAGAGUCUGGAAGUGUCAACAAAACGACCAACCCUGGAGGAAAUCAGUAAUUUUGAUGAAAAUGCACACAUUAAAGUAAGAGAAGAAGCAACACAUCCCACUUUUGCCACAAUACCAAAGUUUUUUCAUGCACCGCCACCACUGACCGAUACACUGCGACAGAAUUUGCGUAAGGAGGCACAUUCGCUGUUUUUACAGAAACGUUCCCAAGAAUUGCUGGACAAUGAAGAGUUGAAUGCACUAUGGGGCAUACUGGAGAAGCAGUGCACACAGAUAACACCGCUUGGACAACAAUUGAUUGGUUAUGAUGAAUAUUUAAAAGUAAUCGAAGCGGUGAGUGAAAAAUGCCGCAAAUUCUUAACAGCGCGUCUGUUUGCCAAAUUGCAGUGCAGUUCAGGUUAUCCAGGUAAAGUGGAAAUUGUUAGUAUAUUUAACUAUACUAUGCGAAAAGUAUGGCUAAUGCAGGGUCGCAUAGGACUUUCAUUCUACGAUGAUACUGGGCAGGGUUUUUUACGUGAAAUCGAUAUGGAAAAUUAUAUUGUUGAUAUUAUACCGACUUUGUCACAAAUUUCCGUCGAACCAUCUUUUCAUAGUUUCUAUGUUUGUACGGUGGUGAAAAAAUUCUUUUUCUUUCUCGAUCCGCUACACACUGGACGUAUACGCAUACGUGAUAUAUUGGCCUCUGGUCUGCUGGCUGAGCUGUUGGAGUUGCGUGAUGAAACAACGAAGGAAGAACAAGAGAGAAAUUGGUUCUCAAUGACGUCAGUGUUGAGUGUGUAUGGAAAUUAUCUUAAUUUGGAUAAAGACCAUAAUGGAAUGUUGAGUAAGCAAGAGUUAGCUGCUUAUGGCAGUGGUACACUGACAUCUGUCUUCCUCGAUCGUGUAUUUGAUGAAUGUCGGACAUUUGAUGGCGAAAUGGAUUAUAAAACAUUUCUUGAUUUUGUACUUGCACUUGAUAAUCGCAAUGAACCACAAUCGCUGCAUUACUUAUUCCGUAUAUUAGAUGUCCAGCACAAGGGCUACCUGACCGCACAGACACUUCAUUACUUUUUCAAAGGCAUACAGGAGCAAAUACGCGCUGUAAAUGCUGAUGCGGUAAACUUUGAAGACCUGAAAGAUGAAAUUUUUGAUAUGGUCAAAUCAAAGGAUCCCUACAAAAUUACAUUACAGGAUUUAAUUAAUUGUGGACAAGCUGAAACUGUUGUCUCCAUACUAAUUGAAUUUCACAAAUUCUGGGCAUAUGAAAAUCGUGAAGAAAAUUCACAUAAUGUUUGAGAAUUUGUAAUAGCAAAUACGGAAAUUGUGAAACGACCAGAAUAAAUAAAAAUUUAAUUAAAAUGUUGGAAAUGCAAUUGCCACAACGACUGAGAAAAUUAGAUGCUUUUAAUUAAAAAUGAGUUUCUUUUAUUUCGUUUCGUUUUUUUUUUUGCGAUUCUCAUUUUCCUUACUGCCAUUUGUGUGCCACACUUACGAAUCUGCCGGGUUGUAAGUUUAGUUAAUAAUAUUAAAUUCAGAAUGUUCUGCACAUGUAAACAAUUAAAAU
Teleopsis dalmanni is the source of this 1832-nucleotide messenger RNA. Its product is annotated as serine/threonine-protein phosphatase 2A regulatory subunit B'' subunit gamma-like. NCBI's taxonomy places the organism in Eukaryota, Metazoa, Arthropoda, Insecta, Diptera, Diopsidae. The transcript is spliced from 3 exons. The coding region runs from base 254 to 1564 and encodes 436 amino acids. Gene Ontology annotation, cellular component: spindle; centrosome. Gene Ontology annotation, biological process: cortical cytoskeleton organization; microtubule cytoskeleton organization; positive regulation of B cell differentiation. The record is from RefSeq and is a predicted model, not a curated record.